This is a messenger RNA of Frankliniella occidentalis (western flower thrips), 1231 nucleotides long. It is a transcript of the gene ODA-Dnal1, whose product is annotated as dynein axonemal light chain 1. The transcript has 6 exons. Lineage: Eukaryota; Metazoa; Arthropoda; Insecta; Thysanoptera; Thripidae. Gene Ontology annotation, cellular component: cytoplasm. Gene Ontology annotation, molecular function: protein kinase binding. The record is from RefSeq and is a predicted model, not a curated record. Bases 306 to 1055 code for a protein of 249 amino acids.
CCAACAGAAAACUUUUCGUAGACAGUUUAACAGAAAAAGUUUUUAAUAGUUUUUUAUUUUUAGGUCUGAAUGAAAUAUGGUCUCGGGCAGAUGCGAAUCUUCGAGAUCUUUGGCGAAAAUGUACCAUGAAGUAUGAAGUCACUCUUGAACCAAAUAAUCUCUCAACUCAAAUCCGGUAGGCGCGUAGGCGCACAGUGGCUCCAUCUGUUGGAUGAAGGCAAAAGCUUGAACAGUUCGUUCGCGUUUGCAGCCGCUGCUAGUUCGCACGAGAUCCAACAGAGCGUGCUGCUGCUCCCGUUUGCUGAAUGUUGUGUUGUGUGCAGUUGUUGGACGUGAGGGGUAUGGGACACCACCACGCAGGCGUGGCUGUCAGUCUAUCGUCGGCGACCAUGGCAACGCGUAAACAACCACCGCAGAGGCACCUACGGCCCCCACAUCGGACAUGGUCUGUUUCACCUGCAAGUGACCUCGCGGCCCACGACCAUCAAAGAGGCCCUCAAGCGCUGGGAGGACAAGCAUCCUGGAGAGAACAUUGCCGAAGCGAAGGAAGUCAACUUACAGUGGCAAUGGCCACCCAUCGAAAAGAUGGACAAUUCCCUCUCCGUCCUGUCUGCUUGCGAGUGAGUUGUGUCCACACCACCGACGGAUCACUAAAACUGUCGCUGUCCACAAACAUGAUAGAGAAGAUAGCCGGCAUCAGUUCUUUGAAACACCUGAAAAUCCUUUCGCUGGGAAGGAACUACGUUAAAAAUUUUGCUGGCCUUGAGGCCGUUGGCGAGACGUUGGAGCAGCUGUGGAUCUCAUACAACCUUAUCGAAAAGAUCAAAGGGGUGAACGUGCUGCGGAAAUUGAAAGUGCUGUACAUGUCGAACAACCUCGUCAAGGACUGGGUCGAGUUUAACAGGCUGUCGGAGAUACCUCUGCUGGAGGACCUGCUAUUUGUGGGCAAUCCGCUGCACGAGAACACGGACGAGGCCAUGUACCGCGCGGAGGUGGUCAAGAGACUCCCAAACCUCACCAAGCUGGACGGCGAGCCCGUCAUCCGGGAAGUGUGAGCGCCGCCGACUCAUCGGGGGGCGUCGGAUCGGACCGGAGAUUGUCGCCGACGCAUGCGGAGCAAAACUUUUUUAAUUAACCGAACAGUUGUGCGCGCAACGUGGAUAUAACGUUCCGCCAUCAACCUCGUGAUGUUCCGGCGCGGAUCUGGAAUAAAGUGCUCUUUGUAUAACUA